UACUCAAUCAGGAUUUCCUAUUGACAACACGGGAGGGCAGCAAUCAAGCAUCCGAGAGAGACACGUCCUGUACAAUUUCUAGUUGUUUAUAAGGAUCACAAUCAUAUUUAUUUCCCCCAUUUCCUCAGUUUUACCUACCAAUGCACUGUAUACAAUGCUGUUUCAUAUUCUACAUUUUGAUUUCUUUCUAAACCCGGUUAUUGGAUUAUGUUUUGCUCUUAUGGUGUGCUUCUUUAUUCUGAAGAGGGUACAGAGUCGUCUGCAGUCCCUCCCCGGACCCACCAGAUGGCCUGUGGUCGGGAACAUCCCGGAUCUGGCAUUUACCCGCCAAACCUAUCGUCGUCUGCUAGAAUUCCGAGACAAAUAUGGAGACAUCGUCCAGCUGAGGCUGGGUCCCAGUCUGACGGUGGUCGUAGUUUUCGGACACGAUUACCUUAACGAGCUUUUGGUCGAACAUGGGGAUAAAACAAAGUUUAGGCCAAAUUGGCUCCAUUUACCAAAUAAACUUUUUCAGAAAACAGGUGUUUUAUGGAGUAAUGGAGAGGAAUGGUAUUCCCUUCGAAAGUUUACCAUGAAUGCUCUGAAAGAACUGGGAUUUGGAACAAGUAAUAUAGAGGAGAGAAUUCUAAGCGAGGCUGGACAUAUAAUUAAAGCAAUUCAUUCAUCGAACAAAGAUGAAAUAGAUCUCAGAAAGUUUAUACCAAAGGCAGUUUCGAAUAUCAUAUCAGGAAUUGUGUUUGGGGACAGAUUUGACUACGAGGACAAAGAAUUUAAAGACCUGCUUGAGAAUUUAGACUACAUCUUCAAAAAUUUUGGCUAUCAGCAACCGUCCAUUUUCUUCCCUGUUCUGGAGUCGGUGGAUGUUAGUGCACAGAAAAUUUCAGAGAACAUGGACAAAAUUUAUGAGUACUGUCAACUCCAAAUCAAACGCCAUCGGGAAACCUAUCACCCCCAGAUCAUCCGCGAUUUUAUUGAUAUGUACAUCGAGCAGCUGGACACAGGGGUAGGAGAAUUAUCGGAGAGGAGUCUUUUUCAGAUCAUAUUUGACCUGUAUGCUGCUGGCUCAGAAACGUCCUCCACUGGUCUAUUGUGGAUCAUUUUCUAUCUCAUCAAGUACCCAGUGGUUCAGACAAAGUGCAGAUCAGAGAUCAAGAGGGUAAUUGGUCUUGAUGCCACUGUCAGCUUUGCAGACAAGGAAAGACUACCUUAUGUCACUGCCACAAUAAACGAGGUACAGAGGAUGUCAACCUUAGGUGCUCUGAGCCUCCCUAGAACUAGUUUAGAAGACGUUGAGAUAGAUGGCAAGGUCAUUCCAAAAGAUUCAGUCAUUAUUCCGCAUAUUUACUCCGCUCAUUACGACAAGAGAUACUGGCAAAAUCCAGAGGAAUUCAAACCAGAACGAUUCAUUGAUAAAGAGAGACAUAUCAUCAAACAUAAAGCAUUCUACCCAUUUUCUAUUGGCCCUCGUGCUUGCCCGGGUAAACAGUUGGGAGAAAUGGAGCUGUUUAUCUUCACUGUCUCUUUGAUACAGCAGUUUGAGUUUAGCUCCAUUAUCCCUCCUGAGGACCUCAGUACAGAGGGGCUCCAGACGGGGGUAACACUGGUACCAUCUUCAUACAACGUCAAAAUCAAGUCGACAUGAAAAAGAGUACCAUCUUCAUACAAUGUAAGAAUCAAGUCAACAUGAAAAAGCAUAUCAUCUUCAUACAACGUCAGAAUCAAGUCAACAUGAAAAAUUGUAUCCUCUUCAUACAAAGUCAGAAUCAAGUCAACAUAAAAAAGCGUAUCAUCUUCAUACGUCAGAAUCAAGUCAACAUGAAAAAAAGUACCAUCACCAUACAACAUCAGAAUCAAGUCAACAUGGAAAAGCGUAUCACCUUCAUACAACAUCAGAAUCAAGUCAACAUGAAAAAAUGUACCAUCUCCAUACAAUGUCAGAAUCAAGUCAGCAAUAAAAUAUUGUCAAAGAACUGAAAAGCUAACAGCCGGUGAAGGAAUGGAGUUAGAUGGCAUAAGGUUGUGGCACUGAACUAGGAUCAAAAUGGAUGUAGUAACUAAAAACCAACUCACAGAAGUAAUUCAAAGAACUGUU
Molecule: messenger RNA, 2092 nt
Organism: Saccostrea cuccullata (small rock oyster)
Lineage: Eukaryota; Metazoa; Mollusca; Bivalvia; Ostreida; Ostreidae
Product: cytochrome P450 2H2-like
Exons: 9
Coding region: 155-1642 (495 amino acids)
Biological process (GO): xenobiotic metabolic process
Cellular component (GO): intracellular membrane-bounded organelle; cytoplasm
Molecular function (GO): steroid hydroxylase activity; heme binding; iron ion binding
Source: RefSeq, a predicted model, not a curated record